Messenger RNA from Toxorhynchites rutilus septentrionalis, 4135 nucleotides. RefSeq names its product dynein regulatory complex subunit 2. Bases 52 to 1647 code for a protein of 531 amino acids. The record is from RefSeq and is a predicted model, not a curated record. Gene Ontology annotation, cellular component: axoneme; axonemal dynein complex. NCBI's taxonomy places the organism in Eukaryota, Metazoa, Arthropoda, Insecta, Diptera, Culicidae. The transcript is spliced from 3 exons. Gene Ontology annotation, biological process: axonemal dynein complex assembly; cilium-dependent cell motility; regulation of cilium movement.
GUGAAAGGUUAGAUAUUCGAAAAUCGCGGACCGUUUAUCAAUCUAUUCAAGAUGGGAAAGAAAAAAGGAGGAAAUAAGAACAAACUGGCCAAAAUGUCGGAGGAGGAACGGGCCAGAUAUCUGCAGCAUCGUGCCGAUAUGGAAGAGGAAGCACGCCGUCGGAAGCAGCAGUUAAUUGCCACUUUUAUGAAGAACAAGCUGAAACGCGAGGAUGCCUUCUCCCGGCUGAAUCUGGCCAAAAUCAACCAAGAGUGGCGCACGAUACUGCGCAACAUAAAGUGCAAAGAGCUCAAAAACGAAAUCGAACAGGUGGAGAAAAUGUGCACCGAGUGCAUCGAGAGCAAGAACGGCAUCAUCCGGCGGCUGCUGUGCGAUCUGGACGAAUCGGAGGAAAUCUACUCGACCAUGCUGCACGCCCACAUGGAGAAGAUCGAUAAAAUCAUGAAUAUUCACAAGGAUCGGCUGCAGUUCUUGCAGGAGUUGUAUGAGAUAGAGAAGAAGGAGAUCAUCGGGAACUACGACUUGGAAAUCGGCCACUACAAGAGUAAAAAGUUUGGACUACAAAAAGAGUUGGAAUGUGUAUUUUUCGGACUGGCCGAAAAGAAACGGCUCGAUGAAAAGCAUGCGGAAGAGGAGCAUAUGACGAAGAAGGAUGAGUUGAAAAAUUCGAUGAUCCUCAAGCUGGAAAUGAUAACGAAGGAACGUGAGCGACACAUGGAAAAGCUCUGGAAAGAGUUCCAGCGGGUGCUGAACGACUACCUGCGCAACACCGAGGAGCACCGUAACGAGUACAGCAAGUUGCGCGAUCAGGAUGCCUGUGAUACCCGUCUCAUCCAGGAACACUACGUGGAGGUGGCUCGUUUGACCGAACUCAUCGGUAACCUUCGGCUGAAGUUGGUCACCAUCAGAGAGGAGCACGAAUUCAACAUGAAACAACUGCAGAAAACCAAAAUGGAGCUGCAGGAACGCAUGCGUAACAUCAAACAAGAAAUGGAGAUCGGACUUCGGAUGGACGAGGAAAGGUUGAAACAGCUGGCGGUUUGCAGCAACGGGGCGCUCAAGUAUCUGCAGAACUUGCUGAAACGAGGAAAUUCGAUUCUGCAAAUUGCCAAUUUCUGCAGGAAAUUCGAAACCGAGAACGAGAGUUUGCUCCCGUUUGUGCACAGUGCGGUGAAGAGACAGAUGUUCGAAGUUGAUGAGGAUGAACUGAAGGAACCUUCCACGGAGUUUGAGGUGUUCAAAAAGGACACAUUCGGAAUUGCGAAGAAGUUCGAGAACUUCUGGAUGCGAUUCAACAAAGCGAGAAUCGACUGUGCCUGUCUGCAGGAGGAAAAACAACAACUGUUGGAGGAGAACGAGCGUUUGAAGAGCCAACUAAAAGAUUAUUUGAUAACCGUAAACAUCAAUAACGGUGGGUCGUUGGAGUCCAACGAAACUCUUCUGGCCAAAAGACCUAGUUCGAUGAAGGUGGAGAAGGUGGUACACAUUGAGCUAAAGCAGAAGGCUAUAAGAUUCACCAAAAAUGGCCAGCGUCGGCCGGUGACCUGUAUUGAGGGUAAUUUGAGCAACGCUAUACGAAACGAAAAGCUCCUGGAGAUUAGAGAAAAACCAACGGAAUUAUAUUCACUCGUUCCGCAAUCGUCAUAAUAUGUGUGCUGUGGGAAGAGUUCGUUUGCACAGGUGUUUCAAUUGGGUUGGCCAAAUAUUAUCACAUUUUCAAGCAAUUAUAUCUUCCACAUUUUGUGUGUUAUUAGCAGUGUUUUUUAAAUAUAUUUAUAAAACAUAACUCUAAAAAAAUAUAUUGCUUCAAAAAAAAAACGUGUUAAUAGAGAAUCAAACAAAAAAUGCUGGACAACCAGCAAAUGACUGAAGCAAAUAACCAAUAACAUAAAAUUUCAUAUUAAAAGAUAAGGCUGUAGAGGGAGUUGAACCUACGUGUAAAGCAAGUUUACUGGCAUGGUAUGCGGUGGAAGGCAUCAACGUGGAGCGGAGACAAUUACCGGUCGGUCUGCUGCCACAAAAGAUUGCGUUCUUCGGAUCAUAAAGUCCGGCGCUUUUCGGAACGUCGGAGCCAUUGCCUACAAAAAUAAAAGAACUUAUUACGAAUUCAUGGAAUGCUGGAAAUUUCAAACCUGUAAUUUGGCUUCGACUAUUCCUUUGUUGUCUUCGGACAGUUGAAUUUUCUGGCGAGCCUGCUUCAGCUCUCGAUCCAGUUUUUUCCGCUCCUCUUCCAGCUGUCGCAACUUCUGCUCGGCAUCCUUGAAGCGCUUCUCGUUCUCCUGCUGCCGGAGCUCGAACUCCAUCCGUUUCUGUCGCUCCAGCUCGAGCAGUGCCUUCUGUUCUGCCUGCAGUUGUUCCAAUUCCUCUCGCUUAUCCCAUUCUUCCGCUAAAACGCGAGCCUGCAAAGCUCGCACAAUUUCCUCGUCACGCUUAGCCUGAAUCUCAUCCUCGAGCAUACGUUCCAAACUAAGCUUCACAUCUUCUAGCUCUGCAACACGACGAGAGUCUUCGCGUGCGACCGCUUCAUACUGCCGGGCUUGGGAUUCCGCCGCAAGACGAGCUAGCUUCUCCUGUUCUAGCUGGACGUUCGUUUCUUCCAACUGUUUCAAGUGUAUCCUGCGUAAUUUUUCCUCUUCCUGGCGUUUCUUCUGCUCUAAGUCGCGCUGUUGUUUUCUGCGAUUGACUGUGUCUCGUUGGAAUCCUUCACGUCCCGUGGAGUAUGUAAUGGCCAGCUGAAGUGCCGAUAUCCACUGGAGACGUGUUUUGUGAUCCUGCGCUCCCAACUCGUACGCACGAUCCCGUGACACUAGGGUGAAUUUUUGAAUUCGCUCAGUCUUACUUGAUGAUGACACGCUCGGUUUCACGGUAAACUUCGAGUCUAGUGCAAUCGUUCCACACACCUCCUUAUCGGUGUGAUGUUUGUAAUAGCUCAACUCGCAUGGCUGUAUCACGAAGAAAUACUCGCGGAACGUUGGCAGCACGUAUCCUCGCCUGUACAGAUACCCUUUCUUGAUCACGUCCAUUAUUAGCGUCUGAAAAAUGUCUCCAAUCGCUUCGCAAAUCGACGCUACGUAAUCAUUCACUUUGUCGUAGUCCUUGAACCUUAAGAUCUCCAAAAACUCGUUAAACUUUAGCCCAUUGUCCGACGUCUUCAGAUAGUCAUAUUUCUCUCCGUUGUUGUAAUUCAACCCGAGGGAGUUCAGUAGCUGCUUGACAACGAUCAGCGCCUCCGAUGGGUGAAUCCUCACCGUGAACCGAUUGUCGUCCAUUUCGUCGUUGUACAAGUCGGCCAUCAGACAGAAGAUCCGGAACAGCUGGUGGACGGCUUCUUCGGUGUAGUAUGCGUCAUCCAUCUGGAAGUCUUUGUGACAAACUAGCCAGCACACCUAGAAUUGAACAUUCGAAUGAGAUUGAGUAUGUGUAGGAAAGUCAUGUAUCGGAUCAAACCUCAUCGAUUUUCUUUUCGUAAUUUCUAAGCACCGAAAGCGGUGUCUCAUUGGGAAUGGAAGAGAAUACCUCCUGGCCGAGGUAAUAUAUGUAAUGAUCGAAGUUGAGGGUAGGGGUAGAUCUGUAGUGGUCCAGGCCACGCUCGACGCCAUAGAGGUCCAGAAGGGUCGCGAUGUUUGCCGUGAGGACCUGGAAUGAUAUGAUAUGAGAUAUGAUUAAUGAUUAUAUCAAGAGCAUAAUUUAGUAUUUAGUAGUAAUGUAAUACAUACACUGGAGUCGCUUUUUACGAGGGCGGUUUUUGUUUACGCGGCACGGUAAACAAAAACCGCGUAAAUUCCAAAAUGCGAAUAACGAAAAUCCGCGUAAAUUCCAAAAUCUGUGUAAAGAACUGCGUAAAUUUCAAAAUCCGCUUAAAAAUAAACCGCGUGAAUUUCAAAUUCCGUGUAAAAAUCUAACAAAGAGUGAAGUAUUAGUUUAAAAUGCAACCAAUAUUCUAACAAUUGAUUAACUGAUUAUUUUUUUGCAUUCUACAAUCUUGAUAUCUGUAUCUUCUUUUAUUUCUCAGCUACUAAUCAGUAAUACAAUAGACGAAUGUCAUGCCAACUCGACUGGCCGUUGGCAGCACCAUCUCAGAUAGCAGUGAAACGUUGUGGGUGUAAAGACAUGGGUCAUUUAAGCAGCUUUGCAU